UUUGCUCCACUUCCUUAUUUGAUCCACUUAUAGUUCUGCUGCCUAAAUGCUUCAUGUCUGCCUAAACCUUACACUCUUUAUAUAAACACCUUAGAUAGCUACCUUUUACAAUGCAAUCAAUUCUCCAUGACCUUCAGUACCCAAUACCCUUUCAACCCAAUACUUACGUAUCUUGCGCGAUAGUAGAAUUGAGACUGGAGAGAUUCUUCGUACUCUUACUCUGCGAUGACGACUUUGAGGUCUGGUCUUUGAACGGCGGGGAGGAAAUAUGUUCAUGGGACUUUUAUAAUUUUUUGUCUUUCGAAAAUCUCUCUUUUGAGAGCUCUACGUACACCAAGUCGUGUCCGCAUGGUUCCCACUCUAGGACAAUGAGAGCCACUUAAGAUAUGCAAGUUUCUCUGUGGAUCUUCCUUCAAUUGACAGCUCCCAAAGCUCGUCAACUGAUUUUGUGUCAGGAAAUCCGCCGACCAUGCCGACGACGGCAGUACAAUGAGAAGAAUGGCGUGCCAAAAGAUUGGAUUUAUUUGGAAGACCAUUGGCUGCUGUCUGGUUGGAAUUGAGUUAGUUGUUAUUUUGGUGCUUCUUAAAUAUUUGUUUUAUCUCCUUGUUGUUGUGCUGUGUAGUGCUAAACGAGAGCCUUUUCAGGGGAGGAAAUACGGCUGAUCUUUCCGUCCCUUUGGAGGACGUUGCUAUCUGGAAGAGACAAAAAUCGUUGAGGCAUCAUAUACAUGCGGCUCCUUUGGAGACGUGCGAGCGGUUACUUGAAUGGAUUGGGUGUAAUAUCUAGAUUUGGUGUUGGUGCCAUGUUGGUCUCAUUCUCACUCACUACUUUACCUGCGUGGAGCCAACACUCACAAUCAGCACUCGAGAAUCACUUCAAAAUUUCAUCUACCUCAAAAUUCAAAUCAGCAUCUGUGUCAACAUCAAUAUGGCUGCCCCCUACGAACUCAUCUAUUACACAGGCGUUCCAGGCCGGGGUGAACAUAUCCGGCUCAUCCUCGAAGAAGCCGGUAUCCCAUACAAAGAUACACAAUUCCUCUCUGUCGAAGAAGCAAAGAAGAGCGUCAUGACUUCACUCAAUAGCAGCCAUGAAAACCCAUCUUAUUUCGCCCCGCCUCUCUUCAAGCACGGCGAUCUCGUAAUCUCUCAGACGCCCAAUAUUCUCCUGUACCUUGGUCCGAAACUAGGACUUGCGGGAUCUCAAGAGAACGACGUGUACAGAGUGAAUGCCCUGGCACUCACUGCGCUCGACCUUCUUAGCAAUGAAGUUCACGAUACACAUCAUCCUAUUGGCACCAUGCUAGCUUGGGAGGACCAGAUGGAGGAGAGUAAGAGACGGAGCAAGGAAUGGGUGCAGAAACACCUCCCUACCGUCUUUGCGUACUGGCAAAGGGCCUUGAAAAAUGAGAAACGUGGACCGGGCCCGUGGCUUUUGGGGGAUACCUUCACGUAUGCUGAUUUGGUCUUGUUCCAGGUGCGUUCCCUCUCUUCUGGCGAUGGCCCUUUUUUGAAUCCCUCCGAGCAUAGUUUAUAAAUGAUGCAUUUUUUGACCUGACUGACAAAUAUCUAUAGUGCCUCGAUGGCGCCCAUUAUGCUUUCCCCAAGGCGAUGAAGCAAGCUAGAGAGACUGGUAAAUACGAUAAGGUAUUCAAGUUAUAUGAAGAUGUUAAGGCUCGCCCGAACGUUGCAGGGUACCUUGUCAGCGAGAGAAGACAGAAGUAUCAGGACUGGGGCAUCUACCGGCAUUAUGAUGAUAAUGAUGCGGUUGCUGAGUAGCCUCUUUUGGUGUCAAGCACGCCUGUUUCGGUAACAAAAUGGAGUACUGGUUCAUGGAGGAGGAAUUUCGGAGGGGAUAUUAUGUUGUAUUAAUUGCUCAUCAAUCCAUACAAGAACUCCUCAAAAGACCAGUGUCGAAUUUUGAAUUGAUUUUUAGCAAUUAUUUAGUACUUGACUUAUAUCGCUAUAAGCUUCAUUAUUGUUGAAUCAUUUGAUAGUAGUUUAG
Hymenoscyphus albidus is the source of this 2002-nucleotide messenger RNA. The record is from the annotation of a GenBank genome assembly. Lineage: Eukaryota; Fungi; Ascomycota; Leotiomycetes; Helotiales; Helotiaceae.